AUGUCUGAGAUAGACUACUUGACAUAUGACAACUUUGUCGACUCCAUGCAGGAUCUCCUUCCACACCUGCCAAUGAUAGUCCAAAACUGCUUCAACUGGGUUAUGACCAAUGAAGUCUAUGGCAUGCCAAAUGCCCCAAAGACCAGUCGACUCCUGAAGUAUGUGAUGGAUGAUGAUGACAAAGAGCAGGUAGUCUCACCAUUGUCCAUCAUGAUUGAAUGUAUUGGUAUCCUCUACAAAGCAAUGCACAAUCUUGGCCCAUUUGCCAACCAAACCAAGCUAGGUAGAGCAAUGCAAACCAGAGUGACUCUCUUCCUAGUGAAUGAGGAGUGGGAUGUGACUCACAUCCUUGAUCUCAAGAUCGAGGGUCUGAUCAAACAUGCAUGCCUCCCCAUUAAGGUUGAGAGCCCUAUGUUGGGUCAGAGCAACACCCUGGCCUUCAAAAUGAGCAACUCCAAUCGCUGUCUGAAUGGCCAUGAAGCUACACCAUGUCCUACCCCUGAACUCAGUGCAAUCACAAAUCACCAUCUAAAGGUGCUUUCUGGUCUAAACAAUAAGAUGAAAUGGGAGGAACAGGACCUACUGGACCCCAGUUUCUCAAACAAGUUACAUACUGAGUACUUUGCAGAGCAUGGAAAUCAACCAAUGCUGAUUGCUGUAGAUCUGUUUGAGUGGGCAAUAAAUAAGUGCACAGUACACUCCACUGCCAAGGAGUAUGAGCUUCUCACAGCCACCUAUGACUUGCAUUGGGACCAAGUUGGAAGCAGAGCAUAUGACUUCCUUACUAAAUGGGAAGCUCAUGUAUCCAAAUUGCAUGCCUACUUGAAGGUCCCCUGGACUCCAGAUCACCAUUACUGGACACUCAAGCAUGCACUACCUUCAGACAGAAAUGUGCUAUUUAACUCAGUGUCUGUCCUGCAUGAGAAACUUCAUGGGAAGGAGCAAACAGCUGAAAGUGUAGCUAACAUACUUUGUGAAUGCUAUGAACUUGCAGCCAAAAGCACCCCUGUACACCUUCCUCCCAUGACUGAAGCAUUGGAACUGAUCACAUUGCAUGCUGCCAUGCUCAUCAAUUGCUGGGCCUGUGGUGAACUCAGUCACACUGCCAAUCAUUGCCCAGACAAUGCCACUCAUGCCAAGUGGAAACAAGGAAAGAUUAAAAUGUCUCCUAAGGGUCAUGCCAAUGCAUGUGUCAUACUACCUCUCAAAGACACCCAGGAGGACUAG
Messenger RNA from Ustilago hordei, 1227 nucleotides. RefSeq lists its product as uncharacterized. The transcript has 2 exons. Gene Ontology annotation, molecular function: zinc ion binding; nucleic acid binding. The coding region runs from base 1 to 1227 and encodes 408 amino acids. The record is from RefSeq and is a predicted model, not a curated record. Lineage: Eukaryota; Fungi; Basidiomycota; Ustilaginomycetes; Ustilaginales; Ustilaginaceae.